ACAACGGGCGGAGAGGAAGGAGCGGGACUCCCUGACCAGAUGUUGUUUAGAGCGAGCUAGAUGGGAGAGUCUGCUAGCAGAAGGAUAUGUAACACCAGAACGGGCUUUCGUAUAAUUGUGUCUCUUGAAGACCCUUCAGAAUGGGAAACACACACCCAUGUCCACGAGACGAGUCCGGCGGAAUCGUCCUGAUGAAAGGGGGGUGGGGGGCUGAGACGACUUUGAAGGGUCCUUGUAACUUGAGGAUUCAGUGCUCCGGGAGGAAUGGAUGAAAAUCAGGGAACAGGAUCCCUUGCAAAAUAUUCACGACUCUUUGAAAUGGAAAUGAGGCCCCUCCGAUUCAGGGAUCCAAGGAAAGCGAAGGGUCAGGGUGUGAGCAGCGGAGGGGGCAGAAGCAGGGAGGUGCGCUCUCGCCUGGAGGAGGAGGCAGGCCCCGCUCAGCCCCUCUCAUCUUUACUUAGCACCUGCUGGCUUGGAAUGGUGUCACCCCAGCAAUCAGACGGCUGGAGGUGCCAAGCGCCUGACCUCUGGUGCCGGCUACACCCUCCCCCAACACCUCAUGACCGCCCGUCCUGAUAUAGAUGGACAGGGCACUGGUUUAAAAUGACAGUCUCAAGUUCAUGUGGGAAGAGAAAGCUAAUUCAAAGGAGCAGCCGGGCGAGCUUCCUCUCUCUCGGAAUAACAUUAGCCCCCCUCCCCCAUGGCCCACCUGGGAGCCCACUUCGCCUUUAGGUCCCGCUGGCAGAAGACCGACGAUGACCUCUGUCGACACAGCAUGUCCUUUGUCCUCCACAAAGCCAUUCGCAACGACUUCUUCCAGAGCUAUCUGUACCUGCUGGAAAAAAUCCCCCUGGUGAAAUUGUAUGCCUUAACAAGCCAAGUCAUCAAUGGCGAGAUGCAGUUCUAUGCCAGAGCCAAACUCUUCUACCGAGAGGUACCAGCUACAGAAGAGGGGAUGAUGGGAAAUUUCAUUGAACUGUCCAACCCGGAUAUCCAGGCCUCUCAGGAAUUUCUUAGGAAAUUUGUUGGGGGGCCCGGGAGAGCCGGGACGGACUGCGCCCUGGACUGCGGCUCCGGGAUCGGAAGGGUCAGCAAGCACGUCCUGCUGCCGGUGUUCAACAGCGUGGAGCUGGUGGACAUGAUGGAGCCGUUCCUCCUCGAGGCGCAGAACUACCUGCAGGGCGAUGGGGACAAGGUGGACAACUACCACUGCCACGGCCUGCAGGAGUUCACGCCCCCGCCCGGGAGAUACGACGUCAUCUGGAUCCAGUGGGUCUCCGGGUACCUGACCGAUAGAGACCUUCUCGCCUUUCUCUCCCGGUGCCGAGAGGGCCUGAAAGAGCGCGGCGUCAUCAUACUGAAGGACAACGUGGCCCGGGAGGGCUGCGUGUUCGACGUCUCGGACAGCAGCGUGACGCGGGACACGCACAUCCUCGGCAGCCUCAUCCGGGAGAGCGGGCUGGUGGUGCUGGGCCAGGAGAAGCAGGACGGCUUCCCGGAGCAGUGCAUGCCCGUGUGGAUGUUCGCCCUGCGCGGCGCCGCGUGCCGCUGACCGGC
Phyllostomus discolor (pale spear-nosed bat) is the source of this 1557-nucleotide messenger RNA. It is a transcript of the gene NTMT2, whose product is annotated as methyltransferase like 11B. Gene Ontology annotation, cellular component: cytoplasm. Gene Ontology annotation, molecular function: N-terminal protein N-methyltransferase activity. NCBI's taxonomy places the organism in Eukaryota, Metazoa, Chordata, Mammalia, Chiroptera, Phyllostomidae. The record is from RefSeq and is a predicted model, not a curated record. Gene Ontology annotation, biological process: N-terminal protein amino acid methylation. Bases 701 to 1552 code for a protein of 283 amino acids. The transcript has 4 exons.